Lolium perenne is the source of this 948-nucleotide messenger RNA. RefSeq lists its product as uncharacterized. NCBI's taxonomy places the organism in Eukaryota, Viridiplantae, Streptophyta, Magnoliopsida, Poales, Poaceae. The record is from RefSeq and is a predicted model, not a curated record.
GGGUACCGCCAGGUCUUCACCUUCGAGCCCAGGAACGGUUGGCUGAUGCUGGAGUACAGCGUCGUCGACCGUGAAGACGGCGGCCACCGCGGGGAGGCGAUUCCUGUUAUCUGCAAGAUCUAUCAGACGUGUCGCCAGUCCAGCUCGAAAUCGUUGAUGUCGGGAUCCAAGAAGAGGAAGGCAGCACAAGGCGAGCGCUCCGGCUCCGGCUCCCACGAGUUUUCCACGGCACGUGUGAGGCGGUGUCUGCAAUUUGGUUCCCCUCCUGCUGUACCAGAUCAGAUUGCCGUCGUUGCUUCUACAUCAGGGCAUGGACAAGAGUUCUUGUUGACAGCUGAGCCGCAGGAAGAGCAAGAACCGUCGGUCACCACCCCAGCCACGCCCUUCUUUGUUCCAUUCGAGCAAGAAGCAGCGGAAUCGCAAUAUUCAGAGCUUGCAGACUGCUUGAUUCAGAAAUCGGGCCUCCCCUUGAGCUCCUACGGCACCACUCUCAUGCAUCCUGCACAAGAUUGGGCCACAUCACAAGUUCCACAAGGAAACACUGCUGGGCUGAGCUGCUACGACGACAUGAACAAUUCACUCCCGAGCUACAGCACCACCGGCCUUUGGUCCUGCCCACCGUCCACCUUGUCUUCCCCCGGCAACACGCUCCUCUACCCUCGCCAUGACACAUCAUUGAUGGGGAAUGCUACUCCCGUCCUGGGCUGCUACGAUGUGUCGUCGAUGUACUCCUGGUGCAACCGAGCGGAGUGGACGGGUCACGGCUCGAACACUGAUCCAUUGUCCUCUCUAUGCAUUUGAUUGAUGAGUAAAGACACAAGCUAGCUAGUUUAGUCUUACGUACUGACCAGAUGAUCUGAAGCUUUGGUGUUUCUUUUUAUUUCAGACUGUGUGUUGUAAUGUCGUGAGCUGUAAUCUUAAAUUUUUUUUGAGGGUUCAAAACUGAAA